CCGAAAUAAAUUGGAUUUGUAGAGCGAGAGAGAAAGGGCAAUUCCUGUUGGAGUUUGGGGGAAGAGAAAGAAAGUAGAGAAGCCACACCAACUUCCGGCGAAACACAGUCAGCAAAAUGGAUCCGCCGCCGGUACCGAUCCGGUGGCGCACAACCGCAAUCCUAUUCCUCGUCGUGGUUCUCUUUCUAAACAUCAUCUCUCCUUCGCUCGCAAUCUACUGUGACGAAGAUGAUUGCUACGAUCUGCUUGGGGUUUCUCAAAGUGCUAAUGCUUCCGAAAUCAAGAAAGCUUACUACAAGCUCUCCUUGAAAUAUCACCCAGAUAAAAACCCUGAUCCAGAAUCACGAAAGCUGUUUGUUAAAAUUGCCAACGCUUACGAGAUUUUGAAGGAUGAGGCCACGCGUGGACAAUACGAUUAUGCAAUUGCGCAUCCGGAGGAGGUGUUUUAUAAUGCUGCACGUUACUAUCAGGCAUACUAUGGACACAAGACGGAUACUCGUGCUGUGUUGGUCGGCCUUCUGCUUAUUCUUUCAGGUUUUCAAUAUCUAAAUCAAUCGACAAGGUAUAAUCAGGCUAUAGCUAUGGUCAAGAAGACGCCCGCGUAUAAAAAUAGACUAAAGGCAUUGGAACUUGAACGCAGUGGAGGGAUUACAAACAAGAAGAAGAAUCAAAAGAAUAUGGACAAGAAAACGGAGGAAGACCUCAGCAAUGAACUUGAGCUGCAGAUAACGGGAACUGAAAGGCCCUCUGUAUGGAAACUUGUUGGUGUCCGCUUUGUACUUUUACCUUAUACUUUUGGCAAGCUGCUGUUGUGGUCUGGCUGUUGGUUUUGGAGAUACAAGGUGAAAAAGUACCCUUAUUCUUGGGAUGAUGCUUCUUAUCUGACACAAAGGUCCCUUGGUAUUCCUCACGAUAGAUGGAGAAAUAUAGAUAAAGCAACAAAGGAAGAUCUUGUGCUAAGACGCUUAUGGGAGAAAUCAAAUCUGGAGAGCUACACGGCAGAGAUGCGGAAAGAAUCAAAGCGCAGAAGAUAGCGGCUUUAGUUGCUUCAUCUGCUGCUUUUAAAGUACUAAAUUUUAUUUUACUUCUGAAAUUGAACUGGACUACUACGCUAUAGUAUAAAAUCCAAAUGGUGCAAAUUGAUUUUUUCCGGGUGACUUCUCUUUUUUGUUGGGGCGGGGGGAUAGAGCAUAAUUAUUCAUGACAACCACAAAAUCGUGGAUUUAUAAACAAAUGUAGUAAGUUUGUUUACACAUGCCAUUUAAAUGGGUUGCUCUCUAACAGUCUGUAAACACCAAAGAAUACUGGUUUAGCUAUUGCUUUAUUCUUUCAAUGAAUUGGGUUCUUACAUG
Gastrolobium bilobum is the source of this 1352-nucleotide messenger RNA. Its product is annotated as chaperone protein dnaJ 50. The record is from RefSeq and is a predicted model, not a curated record. Bases 117 to 1034 code for a protein of 305 amino acids. Lineage: Eukaryota; Viridiplantae; Streptophyta; Magnoliopsida; Fabales; Fabaceae. The transcript is spliced from 10 exons. Gene Ontology annotation, biological process: protein folding. Gene Ontology annotation, cellular component: endoplasmic reticulum membrane.